CGCCCCUCAACUCGUCUUCCCCCUCCCCUCCGCCUCCUCCGCUCCCUCCCGCUCCUGGGAAAGCAAAGCUGCGGCUUAAGGGGUGGUUGAGGGAAGCAGUCGGCGCCUCGGGGAGGGGACCGCGCCCGCCCCCUUGGAACACUGGAGCACCGCUGAUUUAGGGAUACAGAAAUGAAGAUAUGGUGUGUACUUUUAUUAAUCAAGUUGAAGAAGCAAGACUGCAAAGGAUUGGAUCAACACCUUCUGCCUGCAGAGUUUUCUUGCCAGCCACAGUGGUAAAGAGUUUGCUCAGGAUGAGCAAGGCCUGGACUACAUCCUCAGCGUUGAAAAGAAAGCAGAUUUCAGGAGGACAAGUGUGAGGCCAGUACACCUUUGACCCAAUGGGGCUUAACUGGUUACAAAAUGUCCUUCUAUGCAUGAGAUCUACAGACUAUAUGCUCUUCAAGAACUGAUCAGUGGUUUUCAUCUUCUGGAAGAACACUAGAAGCAUUAAUAUGGUGCCAAAACUCCUCAUUCUCUGACUCUGGUGAUUUGGACAUACUUCUGUGUGGAGGAGAAGUGUACACGCUGAGGUCACUCAUUGUUCAGAGACUGUCGUGUAGGAACAUGGACCAUUCUAAUAGGGAAAAGGAUGAUAGACAACGGGCAACUAAAACCAUGGCACAAAGGAAUACACACUGUUCCCGACCUUCUGGCACUUCAACAUCCUCUGGUGUUCUCAUGGUGGGACCCAACUUCAGGGUUGGCAAGAAGAUAGGGUGUGGGAACUUCGGAGAGCUCAGAUUAGGUAAAAAUCUCUACACCAAUGAAUAUGUAGCCAUUAAACUGGAACCAAUAAAAUCACGUGCUCCACAACUUCAUUUAGAGUACAGGUUUUAUAAACAGCUUGGCAGUGCAGGUGAAGGCCUCCCACAGGUUUAUUACUUUGGACCAUGUGGGAAGUACAAUGCCAUGGUGCUGGAACUCCUUGGCCCUAGCUUAGAAGACUUGUUUGACCUCUGUGACCGAACGUUUACUUUGAAGACGGUGUUAAUGAUAGCCAUCCAGUUGCUUUCUCGAAUGGAGUAUGUACACUCAAAGAAUCUUAUUUACCGAGAUGUCAAACCAGAGAACUUCUUGAUUGGCCGACAAGGCAAUAAGAAAGAGCAUGUAAUACACAUUAUAGAUUUUGGACUGGCCAAGGAAUACAUUGAUCCUGAAACCAAAAAACACAUACCUUACAGAGAGCACAAAAGUUUAACUGGAACUGCGCGAUAUAUGUCUAUCAACACACAUCUAGGCAAAGAGCAAAGCCGGCGAGAUGAUUUGGAAGCCUUAGGCCAUAUGUUCAUGUACUUCCUCCGAGGCAGCCUACCCUGGCAAGGACUCAAGGCUGAUACGUUAAAAGAGAGAUAUCAAAAAAUUGGUGAUACCAAAAGGAAUACUCCCAUCGAAGCUCUCUGUGAGAACUUUCCAGAGGAGAUGGCAACCUAUCUUCGAUAUGUCAGGCGAUUAGACUUCUUUGAAAAACCUGAUUAUGAAUAUUUACGGACCCUCUUCACAGAUCUGUUUGAACGGAAAGGCUAUACCUUUGACUAUGCCUAUGAUUGGGUUGGAAGGCCUAUUCCUACUCCAGUAGGAUCAGUUCAUGUAGAUUCUGGUGCAUCGGCAAUAACUCGAGAAAGCCACACACACAGGGAUCGGCCAUCACAACAGCCUCUUAGAAAUCAGACUACAUCAUCAGAGCGCCGAGGAGAGUGGGAAAUCCAGCCCAGCCGGCAGACCAAUACCUCAUACCUGACGUCUCACUUGGCUGCAGACCGCCAUGGGGGUUCAGUACAGGUGGUUAGCUCAACCAAUGGAGAGCUGAAUGUUGAUGACCCCACUGGAGCUCACUCCAAUGCACCGAUCACAGCUCAUGCCGAAGUGGAGGUAGUGGAGGAAGCUAACUGCCUGAAAAUGCUCAACCUGUGGUGCUGCUGUUUCUUUAAGAGGAAAAGGAAGAAGACUGCUCAAAGACACAAGUGACCAGUGCCUCCCAGGAGUCCUCAAGUCCUGGGGACUCUGGCUCCAAUUGCACCUGCAGCUCCUGCCAUUUCUCAUUGGAAGGGACUCCUCUGUGGGGAGGGUAGAGAUCCAAACCAAAAAGAAGAAAACAGAUGCCCCCAGAAGGAGCCAGUGCAGGCAGCCAGGGCCGAGUGGGCCAGUGGCAAUCCCCUCUGUCUGAGCUCUGAGCGGGUCCAGAGCUGCUGCUUCUCCUCUGCUUGCCCUUGGGCUAUCUGGUUGACUCUCUUCCCAUUGUUUACAGUGAAGGUGUCAUUCACAAAAACUCAAGGACUACUAUUCUCUUCCCCCUCUUUACUCCUGGCUCUUGCACCAUCCUCAACCCUCUCCAGCAUAAAAAAACUACUAAGCUAAAGGCUCUAUCAAGAAGCUGGUGGUGUGGCCAAGAAGAUAGGGGAAGCUGACAGCCCUGGGCUGGAGAACUUCUCUACUUCCCAGGUGUGUCUGGUAGUGUGGCUUCCUCUCCUUCUGUGCCUGGGUAACCCCUCAGCCCAGCUGGCCACAGGGUUCAGGUCCCUUCCUUCUCCUUCCCUUCCUCCCUCCCUCCUUCCCUCCUGUGAAGUUACACUGUAGGACACAAGCUGUGAGCAGUCUGCAGUCUGCUGUCCCUGUGUGUUGGCGUUCUUAGCUUUUUUGACAAGCAGAUCCCUUGCUCUAGGCUGUAGCAGAAUAUGCCUGUGGUUCUGAGCAAAGGAAAGGAAACUGACUUUAUUGCACUUUUAGUUUUGGGGGGUUUUGUUUUUAUUUUAUAAACAACAUGGCAGAUGCAUAUUGUGUCUGGUUAUAUUGGGGGGGGUGCUUUUUUUCUUUUUCAAGGGGGAUGGGCCAGCCAAGCCAUUCAGAGAAAAUGUGGGUCCAGAGGACAUUUUUGAUGGAAAGAGUCUGAUUUGCAGCACUUGGAAAAGAAGAAGCCAAACUCUGCGUCAUCCUGAGUAAAUAUUCAGGUUGGCAAGGAAACAUACUUGAAUUUUCAUUCAUCUUCUCUGCUGCAGAAAAAAAGUCCCCACCAGAGCCCCUUGACUUAAUCAGCCCAGAGUUUGAAAGCCCAGCUCCCGAGCCCUUGGGAUGAGCACCGAGCCAGACUGUGACCAACCAGAAGGCACCUCAUCUCAGAGAGGAGAUACUUAACAACAACAACAAAGCAAAUUUCUGUUUCCUCCACUGCCAGGGACUUCCUACUAGAUAGCCAUGUGACUUUCUGUUGACUGGGGGAGGGAGGGGGGACGGGACGGGACAAAAUUAGUGACUAAACAGCCACCACCGUAUUUGCAGUAGUGGACAAAAGAAGGCACCACAUUUGCCUUCCAACUGCCAGAGGAGCCUCAGGAUGCAGCAUCCUAGGGCCAAGAAAAGAAAAUAAAGAUUUUCUGUCUGCCUGCAGUGAGCGAGAACAUGUGGGUCAGUCGGCCUUAGAAACCAUGCCUGUGAUAAUCUUGGAGCAUAUCCAUAGCAACAGGCUUAGAACGUGGUACACGGGGCUGCUGCAAGCAGGGGAGGUAAGACUGCUUGGUGCUAGGAAAUUCCAGGGAAACAGUAACUGUAAUGAAAGGUCUAAAAUGUUAUCUAAACAAUUGAACAGAGACUGUCCAGACAGUAUGACCAGGUAUCUUAGCAUGUUUUCCCCGGUAUACUCUACCUGCCACCAUGAAGCAUCACUGGUUGCACAGUUAACAGUGUGUGGGGUUACUCCUCCCAUGUUCUAUUUUAUUUGAGAUUAGUGGCAUUUCCAAAUAGUAACUUCUUAUACUAGUUGUGGCAAUAAGGCUUAUUCACGUGGGUAAAGAGGUCUUGUGUUUGGGUAUAAAGAGCUAACCACAGAGAGCAGUGGCUAGUGACUUAGUGCAGCACAGAACUCUUUGCUUGUAUAUGUAGAGGACUGGAAGAUGUCAGGACACUUGUGGUCAUGGAUCAAAUUUAGUAUCAAAUAAAGCAGAGUUUGUGCGCCUUAACUGUUCUAUUGGACCGUGGCUAGGGAAUCUCCUCACUGACUUCAAACCUGCUUAGCAUUUGUAAAUAUUGCCACCUGGCCAUUUAUUACAAGGAAUGUUUUUGUCUGUGAAUCAGAGUGGCAGGGAGAAGUCAGGUCAGACCUCUUCCCCAUAAGGAAUUUGAGUGUUAGGAUUUGCUUCCUUUUUAGUAUAUAGUAGUUAAAGCUCAUCCCUAAAAUUUAUACAGUCCCUCAUUUGGCAUUCGGGCAACUCUGACUUCACCUACAGAAACUUCAUCCCAGGAAAUGGUGGCAAGGCCUAGAGCAUCCUGGCACUCUGCCCUACUAAGUGCCUCCCCCACCCUGCUUCCAAGGUAAAGUAAAGGCAGUGACCAGCUUGGCUGCAGGGUGGAAUGCCCUGCAGCUGGGCUUAAGACUUCUUUUUUGUCUUAAAAUAUUUUUAUAGGCUAGCUCUUGAGGGGUUAAACCUGAGUGGUUUGUGUAUGUGGGGGAGUGUCCUUCCUGGUGCACUGUUGGCACCCUCCAGCACCCACAAAUCCCUUACUAGGUAUUUGGGUUUUGUAGCAAAGGUCCCUUUAACAUGCAGGGUGGUGGUGAUCGUUUCAAGGCCAGUGACACUCCAAGGUGAUCCCAAACCUGAGGAACUCUCAUCUUCCUUAAAAUAUAACUAAAUUCCCCCCCAAAACGAUCUGAUCAUUUCAGCCCCCACCUCCACCCCAGCAAUUGAGGCUUCAUGCACAUCCCUGUUGCUUUUACCUGCCUGACUGCAAGCUCAGCAGAUCCUUGGGCACAGGCGCCCCCUCGGUCUCUUUGCAUCCAGGUCCACUUGCUCCAUCUCACCUGACACCUGAGACAGAAGGCAUUUGAUACUGUACUAUCUGGAGUUUCCUCAUGCUUUGCUGUCCUUGAGACAUUGCAGUCUGAGCAGACUAAGGUCCAGCCAGGACAGGGUUAAACCAGGGUGUAAAGUGUUCAGUCAUACAAGUGGAUUUUCAGAACUCUUACUCCAGACUGCCCACAAAGCUGCACUGAAUGCCCCGCAGCUGGUGAGCACUCAUGACUGCCUUAAUUAACAUUCUUCUACUUCGGGUCUGUCCAGGAGCAAACAGGGUCUGUGAAAAUGUGUGAGUCAGGUGACUAAGUCUCCAGUUAAAAAUCCCAUUUUGAUUGGAACAAACUGCAGGAAACAGCAAGGGCCCCAAGAUUUCUGAAAGUGUUCAUUUCCUUUUCAUUUUUAGUGAAUGACAAGAACUUAGAAGCAACCCGUGUCCAUUAGCCAGAUGGUGUCCAUCUUCUGUAAAAUAACUUCCAGUUUAGUUCAGAAGGAAAGUGUGCUAUAGUGCUUAUUUAGUGUUGAUGUUCAAUGUUAGCAACCACUUGAAUUGCCAGAAGUAUGCUAUGUUAGAGUGGUUGCUAAGGAUCAUAGCCUUAAUUUAAAAAAAAAAAAUGUAAAAGAUAAUUCAUUCCCCUCCAUGUUGAGCAAGUAUGGCUCAAGAAUAAUUCCACAGGAGCCUCAGAAGCAUUUCCUCAAAGGAACUUGGUCUUAAUUUGUUUUGCUUCAUCCCUCCCAAGCCCAUAUGGCUCCUGUGUCCCAGCCACCUCUUCCAUGCUCAUUAGUGAGACCAGUUUUUCAUGUCUGUUUAGUUGUGAUGAUGCUUUGUCUAGUGUCGGUCAUGCCAUGACCUGAAUUUGCAUGACCAGGAGUUUGCAUGGUCAUAUAACCAACAUUGCCUUUGCCAGGCCACUGCCACCAUCCCUCCACUGCUCCAGGUGGGCAGGUUGAUUCCAGAGACCCUCAGGGAGCCAGAAAAAACUGGGUACCCAUCUGGAUUGGCCAUGGGGGGAUGAGCACUUACCUCUGGGUUUCUUGAUUUUGCAGACUUCAAGGAAGUCCAGGUAGAGGUCAAUGGCCAGUGACUCCAGCCUUCCCCGUGAUGGGUUGGUAGGAAUCAAAUUAGAAUUCCUUUGUUUAUCAGGCAACUUUGUUUUAAGGUGGUUUGGUUUUGAUUAUGAAAAGAAAGAGGCCACCAUGGCCCUUCUGUGGGUUUGUAAGUUUUGAGCAGUGUUGUCGUCACCAGUCCUGGGAGUCUCUGAUCCAAUCACCAGUCUGAAGGUGUUUUUUCCUACUUUUGCAAGUAACUAAGUACAGAAGAAUAGAGUUCUUAAUGUAUUCAAAAUAGUAAGUAGAUCCCUGAAUGUAGGCAAUAGUAGUUGAAAUAUUUUCUCAGAAAAAAACAACCAGGAAACCCACUCCAGUAUUUAUAGAUCAGAUUAUCAAGAAAAAAAAAGUGAAUAUGCACUCCAUGUAUCUCUAGUUCAGUUACCAAACUUGAUCUUAUAAAGAAACCUCAGUUGUAUGAAUAGAAUUAUUCCCGCCCCCAUCUUUUUCUGGUGCCAUCACCACCUUGGAGGUCUAAGAGCAGAGGACUAUCUGUGAUAAUAAGCCAGGAAGCAUUGUAGUCAUCCCAGCAGUGUGCAGACAGCUGCCAUCCUGAUUACCCCAAGCACACCUUUCAGGGUCGGUGAGACCUUUUGGUGCCCCUCUUCAGGAGCUCCAGACCAAACCCCAGGCCACUCCAUGCACCAAAAGCCUUUUAGAAGGCUUCCCAAUCUGUUAGGAAUGUCUCAAGAGACAUGAGCCAUUUCGUGGGGGAUGCAUGUACUCACAGAUGGAUGUAUGCACUCUGCUUUGAUACAUGUAUUUACAGUGGAUGUGUGCACUCUGCUUCAUGGGCUUUCUUCUCAGAGACAGCUCCUGGGAACUGUGUUCCUUAGUGUUCUCGGUGAGCUGCUCAGACCAGUGAGUAAGCGGGCUCCAAGGAAGAGCAGAGUGACAGAAAAGAUGAAACCAAAAAAUGCUAUAACUCUCCAAUGGAAAGUAAUGUUGAUGCAGCAAUUCCCAUUGGAUGUAUUACACUCUUCUAAUUUAUUGUUUGUCUCUUAAGUUUUACCCAUUGUACUCUUUAGAAGAUUGUUGGUUGCAGGCUUUUUUUUUAAGUAGAGGAUGUAUAAAUCAGCGGUGGGAAUCAGUUUUAAUUCAUGUAUGGAUGUGUCUAGUUAUUGUUAAAUGCCCUUUUUUUCUACUUUUUAAAAUAUAUGUAAUAUUUCAUAAUCCCUGGCACUGGUCAAAAAAAAAAAAAAACAGCUGUGAAUAGUGAAAUUGUAUUUUUUAAAUGAAUGUCAAUUUCAAGUGUAUUUGAAAUGUUUCCUCCAGUAGACAGAUUUGAACACCAUUGGAGAAGACUCCUUUGCAGAGGAACUAGCCUUUGGAGAAAAUGGACUGUGGGUCUGGAUAUGUUAUCUCAGAGAAGCCCAUUUCAUAGGGCAUCGUGACAACACAAAUGUGAUCUUUAAGUAUACCUCUUCCCCUUGGGGAGGGAAGGACUUAGUUUGCACCCUUUUUGUACGUAAAAUAAAAUGUCCUACCUU
Messenger RNA from Mus pahari (shrew mouse), 7420 nucleotides. RefSeq names its product casein kinase 1 gamma 1 (gene Csnk1g1). The transcript is spliced from 17 exons. The record is from RefSeq and is a predicted model, not a curated record. The coding region runs from base 607 to 2007 and encodes 466 amino acids. Lineage: Eukaryota; Metazoa; Chordata; Mammalia; Rodentia; Muridae. Gene Ontology annotation, cellular component: plasma membrane; cytoplasm; nucleus. Gene Ontology annotation, biological process: signal transduction; endocytosis; peptidyl-serine phosphorylation. Gene Ontology annotation, molecular function: ATP binding; protein serine/threonine kinase activity.